UGUUUUUGGCCAAGCCUCGAUCAACUGCCACCACUCUUCUUUUCUUCAUUCGAAAAGAUACUACACUGUGUACAGGUUGACCAUGGCGAGCUCAGGCGCAGGAUCAGGAUUGUUUCUAGGUGGAUCACGCGAAUCAGGAGAAGAUGUCCGCAUUGCCAACGUGACUGCUGCGGUAGCCGUUGCCAACAUUGUCAAGUCGAGUCUUGGGCCGGUUGGUUUGGAUAAGAUGUUGGUGGAUGAUAUUGGUGAUGUCACAAUUACCAACGAUGGAGCUACCAUUCUGGCACAAUUGGAGGUGGAACACCCGGCGGCUCGCCUUUUGGUGGAUCUCUCUCGGUUGCAAGAUGCCGAAGUGGGAGAUGGUACCACCAGUGUCGUCUUGAUUGCGGCAGAAUUGCUUCGCAGAGGCAGCACUCUGGUCAAAAAGGGCAUUCACCCGACCACCAUUUUGUCGGGCUACCGCGCAGCGCUCAAAGCUGCCGUUCAGUACAUUAAGAAAACCAUGGUCGUGCAGGUCUCUACCCUCUCCGAUGAACAUUUACUGCAAGCAGCCAAAACCAGCAUGAGCAGCAAAAUUAUUGGAAACGAAUCGGAAUUCUUUUCCAAACUUUGCGUGGAUGCCGUCAAAUCUGUCAAAACAACCAGCGCCGGCGAUGGAAAGUCCAAGUACCCACUGUCGGCCAUUCAUAUCCUCAAAGCCCAUGGAAAAUCAUCGCUCGAAUCAGAGCUCAUGAAGGGAGGUUUCGCGCUGAAUGCCACUCGCGCGGCUCAGGGAAUGCCAACCCACAUUGAGUCUAGCGAGGGUGAUACAGUCAAAAUUGCCAUGCUCGACAUGAACUUGCAGAGACACCGCAUGGCCAUGGGUGUCGAAAUCAAAGUCAAAGACCCGGCCGAAAUUGAACGCAUCAAACAACGAGAAAUCGAUAUUACCAAGGAAAAGAUUCAAAAAAUCUUGGAUGCAGGGGCCAAGGUCGUCCUUACGACCAAGGGAGUGGAUGAUCUUUGUAUGAAAUAUUUUGUCCAAGCGGGUGUGCUUUGUGCCCGCCGCUGUGCCAAGGACGAUCUCAAGCGUCUGGCAAAGGCGACUGGAGGACAACUGGUCACCACCAUGGCCGAUAUGGAAGGGAACGAGAGUUUUGAUACCGCCACACUCGGACAGAGUUCGGCCAUUCGAGAAGUGCGAGUCGGUGAUGGAGAAAUGCUGCACUUUUAUGGAUGCAAAGGAAGUGGUGCCUCGACAAUCGUCCUUCGUGGAGCGAAUGAGUAUAUGCUGGAUGAAAUGGAUAGAGCGAUCCAUGAUGCUCUGUGUGUCGUCAAGCGUAUGCUCGAGAGCAGCACACUGGUGCCUGGAGGUGGAGCUGCCGAGGCGGCCCUCUCGGUCUACUUGGAAAACUACGCGUCAACCUUGGAUACUCGUGAACAGUUGGCAAUACAGGAGUUUGCAGAUGCUCUGUUGGUGAUUCCCAAAACGUUGGCUGUCAACGCUGCCAAGGACAGCUCGGAUCUUGUUGCCAAGCUUCGUGCUGUCCACGCCAAGAGCCAGCAGCCUGACAACGACGACGAUACCCUGAAAAACUACGGUCUGGAUCUUGUCAAUGGCGAAAUACGCGACAACCUUGCAGCGGGUGUUGUGGAACCAGCCAUGUCCAAGAUCAAAUCUUUCCGAUUUGCCACGGAGGCCAGUAUCACCAUUUUGAGAAUCGAUGAUCACGUGAAGGUCAGUCCACAGCAGUAGACGGCAGGGCUUGGGUUGAAGCCCGAAUCUGUAAUAGGUCGCGUGCAAAAGCAAGCAAGAAAUCAGGUGGUUGACGCCUAGUAGACGAAGCGACUCGACUUCUGAAAGGAGCGAUUUCGCUCGAUACAAGCCUGAAGACUAGUUUGCACGAAUUUGUACACCAGGAACCGCCUUAACUAUUAUAGCAAACAGGUCUACCGAAUGCC
Molecule: messenger RNA, 1941 nt
Organism: Seminavis robusta
Lineage: Eukaryota; Bacillariophyta; Bacillariophyceae; Naviculales; Naviculaceae
Source: the annotation of a GenBank genome assembly